Molecule: messenger RNA, 1550 nt
Organism: Peromyscus maniculatus bairdii (prairie deer mouse)
Lineage: Eukaryota; Metazoa; Chordata; Mammalia; Rodentia; Cricetidae
Gene: Mc3r
Product: melanocortin 3 receptor
Biological process (GO): G protein-coupled receptor signaling pathway
Cellular component (GO): membrane
Molecular function (GO): melanocortin receptor activity
Source: RefSeq, a predicted model, not a curated record
CAGUCAGACCGUGCCAGCUGCUCAGUGGUCAUUUUGCUGCGCUGGAGAUGAAGUAGGAGUUCCGAUGCAUAAAAUCCGAGUGCUCUCCCUUCUCACAUCUAGCGUCAAGUCCCACAUCCCCUACCUUGCUAUGAGUGCAGCUGUAACUGUAGCAACCGGUGUCGGGUGGGGAUGUGAGAGGAGCCCAGAAGAGAGAGGAGGUCGGAGCAACAGGGGGUGAGGCAAGCUGAUCGGAGUCUAGUCUGCACUGAUUGUUGGAGACGCAGGGAAAGUUCUUUCUGUGUCUCCAGUCUCUCUCUCUCUCUCUCUCUCUCUCUCUCUCUCUCUCUCAAGAAACCAAAGUCUAGACUGGACAGCAUCCACAAGAGAAACACCUUGAAGGAGAGGGUUUUCCAGCAGCUUGCUCAGGACCCUCGGGAGCCGCAGCUGGGACUCACCCCUCUGUUAGCCAUGAACUCUUCAUGCUGCCUGUUCUCUGCGUAUCCGAUGCUGCCCAACCUCUCAGAGCACCCUGCAGCCCCUUCUGCCAGCAACCGGAGCGGCAGCGGGUUCUGCGAGCAGGUCUUCAUCAAGCCCGAGGUCUUCCUGGCGCUGGGCAUCGUCAGCCUGAUGGAAAACAUCCUGGUGAUCCUGGCUGUGGUCAGGAAUGGCAACCUGCACUCCCCCAUGUACUUCUUCCUCUGUAGCCUGGCUGCAGCUGACAUGCUGGUGAGUGUGUCCAACUCCCUGGAGACCAUCAUGAUCGCCAUUAUCAACAGCGACUCCCUGACCUUGGAGGACCAGUUCAUCCAGCACAUGGACAACAUCUUCGACUCUAUGAUCUGCAUCUCCCUGGUGGCCUCCAUCUGCAACCUCCUGGCCAUCGCUGUGGACAGGUAUGUUACCAUCUUCUAUGCCCUUCGCUACCACAGCAUCAUGACAGUAAGGAAGGCCCUCACCUUGAUCGUGGCCAUCUGGGUCUGCUGUGGCAUCUGUGGUGUGAUGUUCAUCAUCUACUCCGAGAGCAAGAUGGUCAUCGUGUGCCUCAUCACUAUGUUCUUCGCCAUGGUGCUCCUCAUGGGCACCCUGUACAUCCACAUGUUCCUCUUCGCCAGGCUACAUGUCCAGCGCAUCGCUGCGUUGCCACCGGCUCAUGGGGUGGCCCCACAGCAGCACUCGUGCAUGAAGGGGGCUGUCACCAUCACCAUCCUGCUGGGGGUAUUCAUCUUCUGCUGGGCACCUUUCUUCCUCCACCUGGUCCUCAUCAUCACCUGCCCGACCAACCCUUACUGCAUCUGCUACACGGCACAUUUCAACACCUACCUGGUCCUCAUCAUGUGCAACUCCGUCAUUGACCCCCUCAUCUAUGCCUUCCGAAGCCUGGAGCUGCGCAACACAUUCAAGGAGAUUCUCUGUGGCUGCAACGGCAUGAACUUGGGCUAGGGUACCGGUGGUGGUGCUCCAUAGCUAGCCAAAGGGCUUAGAGACAAACUCUCAGAAGAGACAUACAGAAUGUUAACAACCGUGACUGUGCUUGGCUUCAUCUUUAAGCUGGUGGCCCUUUGCAAGGG